Messenger RNA from Theileria annulata, 990 nucleotides. RefSeq lists its product as uncharacterized. NCBI's taxonomy places the organism in Eukaryota, Apicomplexa, Aconoidasida, Piroplasmida, Theileriidae. The transcript has 13 exons. The record is from RefSeq and is a predicted model, not a curated record. Bases 1 to 990 code for a protein of 329 amino acids.
AUGAAUUUUAUUAUAUUUUUAUAUAUUAAUUUAUUAUAUUCAUUAAUAUAUUUAAAUUGUACACUAACUAAUGGGAAAUCGGAUAGUAAUACUAACACUAAGGAUAGUACUGAGGAUACUAGUGUUAAGGAGGAGAAUGAGAAUAAAUCAUUAGGAUCAUCAUUAACAAAUGAUUUGGAUAAUUUAUCUGAAAAUGUAAAUGAAGUAGUAGAAGAAAAUGAAGAUUCUAAUGAGAUGGUCACACCUACUGAAGUGGGUGUACCUACUGAAGUGGGUGUACCUACAGAAGUUGGUAUACCUACUGAACUGACCACACCUAAAAUUGUAACACCUGAAAAAGAUUUACAUGAAAAAAUGAAAGAAAAGAAAAUUAAAAAUAAUUAUCAAAUUGAAUUCAAUAAAGAUUUUUUCAACGCUGAGAAAUUGGUAGAAAAACAAUAUAAUAAAUAUAUAAAAGGAACAUAUGAAUCUUUGGAUUUAAUUAAAUUUUCAACUGAAUAUUUAAAACGAUUUUGGUUUACAGGACAAUGCAAGCGUAAUUAUGAUUUAAAAUGUCCUAAAGAUUGGAUAGAAAUUGAAAAUGGUUGUAAAGCUCCUAAUAAUUAUACUGGAGAUUGUAAUAAUAUGAAAGAUUUUAAAAAUAUGUCAAGAGAAGAGAAAGAAGAAUUUUCUUGGAGAUGUCAAGUUGAAUGGCCUUGUAUAAAUGAAAAACCAAUUUAUGAAGGAAUAGAAUGUCCAUUUGAAUGGAUUCCAAUUUCAGAAACAAUUUGUGUAGCACCAAAGACAUAUGAUGGAAUUUGUUCACCAAUUUUAGAUAUUUCCAAUUUCAAUAUAACCAAAAAAGCUUACUACGAAUACAAAUGUAAAGUUAAGUGGAGUAGAAUAAAUUUAACAAAUCAAUUUGAGAGAAUCAAUGGGAUUAGUGGAGAUAAGGGAAAUGAGGGAAUCAAUGGAAUUAUAGAAAAUGGAAUUAUAUAUACUUUAAUAUAA